AUAACCUGUUACUUACAAUUAAUUUUGAUUUCAGAUUGGAUCAUUUUGCCAAAGAGAGCAGCCUUGCAAGGAAAACGAAGUCUGCAUUGAUGACUGCGUAUGCCCUGGCUAUCAUUGCAUUGCCUGCUCAAUGGAAAACAUUUCUACCUAUUGCUCUGCAUUACCUAAGCGCAGCUGUAAACGAAUUUACACCAGAGGCUCUACAACAAGCGGAAUCUAUUCGCUGGAUGAGAUUGGACAGCAUUAUUGUAUGAUGGAUGGCGACUGUGGCCAAGGAGGUUGGACACUAGCAAUGAAGGUUGAUGGGACAACAAACACUUUAGUUUCAAACUCGCCCCUCUGGACAAAUGGAGAACUGCACAGAUACACAGACACAAACCUCAAUGAUGGAAAUGCCAAGUUUGAUGCCUUUAAAAGUGUUGAUUUCCAAACUGUGUGCAUUGGAAUGAAGACUAAAGGUGCUGCAAAAGAGACCAUUAAGUGGUUGAAGAUACCAAAGCUGUCGUCAUCUUUGCUUGAUGUAUUUUCAUCUGAUCAGAGUUCAGAUACGAAACUGAGUAGGCAAGCGUGGAAAGACUUGGUGCCAGAAAUCAGCGAACCCUUGCAAAUAAACUGCAACAGGCAAGGAUUCAAUAUCAAAGAUGAUAGAAAUCAGUUUCAAAUUAGAAUUGGCAUACUUGGAAACAACGAGGAUGAUUGCGGAAGUAUUGACUCAGCAAUAGGAGUUGGAACUAACAGCCCGUCAUAUAGUGGAAGCUUCCGUCGGUGGCCCAAGGAAUCGGCAUACUUGAAUCCAAAACAGGUUUUUAUCUUUGUUCAGUAGCAACACAAAGCAACAAAGCACUUAACACAUCAGACAGCCAAAAAGCAAAAUUAUUUUUGGACCAAAGUCCUUGCCCUGGCCAGAGACAGAUUAAGCGGCAAGGAUUAGGGGGGGAGGGGUUGAAAAUUAUUUGAUUUUGGUGUCCCACCUUUCAGAUGUCUGGAAAAUGAUGAAAAUAUCCUUUUAAGAAUUAAGCUUAUUUACUUCAAGGUGAAAACGAUAAGAAGAUGAAUAAAGUAAAUUUUUGCAUUAUUUUGUUACUACUGGCCAUCAAAAAUGCUUUUUACCGAAUCAAAGCAAAAUUUACUAAAGAAAACAAAAUUUUUUGGGGACACCGCACCCCCUAGAACCCCGGUAAAUUCGUCCCUGGCCCUUACCCAGUCUUGUUUAUGUUGGGUUGUAGAAACCUCUAAAAUUAUGUGAGAGUUUAGUCAAAACGGCAGGAAAUGCCCCUCCAACUUUUAAUCAUAUUCGUUAUAUUCAUGAAUCAAAGCUUUUCGUGAUUUUUCAAGUCUGCCAUCAUCAGCAACCCACCUUCACCCACCUUCACCCGAUUUAUACCCUGCAAAUUUUGCAGUGGUGUCUAUUAAUCAUGGCCCUGUUUUUUGCAGUGGCGGCGAAAAGGGGUGUGACAUGGAGGGUUAAUCUCUCAUACUUUUGUCAAUACAUGGUCCACAUCGAUCUUCUAAGAUUUGAUAAAAGAAAGUCACUCAGAAGUUUUAGGUCAUAUUCAUAAGACUUGCCCAACGAAAAACACCUAGUUUAUAGCACCAAAAUGAAGUAAAGCCUUGGCCAAACUAGGCAACAUUUGAGCAACAUCCGGGAUUUGUGAAUGUUGCCCGACAAUGUUGCCCAGUUUGGCCAAGGCUUAAGAAGCAAGUGGUCUCACUGGUGACACCAAUUACCUUAUCAUUCCGUUGUAGCUGGCGCCAUCACUGUUUCUUUACAUAGAGUUCUGGAGGCCCAGAAAUAGUCCAAUCUGACCCAAACUUUAUAUAAACAUUAUCCCACAAUUUAAGAUACGUUAUGGUUCUGGUGCCUAAUUUGAGAGCCAAAAAUUUUCGACUUUUUUAUUGCAGAUAAUAUAAUUGUUUGGAAUAUUCAGAGAAGGAAUUUUUUUAAGCGUUCCAGCAUUGUAAAAGAAGGUGUAGGCAGGCACCGCAGAGGUAGGGGACUGGGGGGGCUCUAGCCCCAUUUUUUGCCAGAAAUAUACGAUAUAAAAAGAAGAACCAUCAGUAAAGCCUCUUUUUAUUCAGUGUUAGCUCCCCAUCACCUCUUUUAGACCCCCCACGUUUCUCAAUACUCCGCGGUGCCUGGUAUGGUGGCAUGUCGGCCAUUUUGCCUCAUCUCUUUGCAAAAUUCUGCCGGCCUUGUCUGUUCAUUCUUUGGUGACAUCAGGGCUGGAAUUAAAUUUCAGGGCCCAAGCCACAAAUUUUAAAGUUGGGGGCCAAGGCUAGAAAAAGUAGGGGGCCAAGGCUAGAAAAAGUAGGGGGCCAAGGCUAGAAAAAGUAGGGGGCCAAGACUUCUUUUCCCUUUUAUUACAGCUUUAAAACUACUUGCUCCACAAAAAGAUGGCGUGGGCCCUUAGGCUUAGAUGAAUUUGAUAAAGGGUAAAGCCGAAAACCCACUCUGGAAAACGAUCCGCGGAUCGGAUCAGUUUGAAAUGCACUCUACACGGGAUCCUUGCCUCACGACGCAAGUGCUCUAUUGUUUAAGAAGUUCUAAUUCGAUUUUGAUCAAAAGAAAACUAUUGUACUGGAAGGGUUAAAAAAGUUGAAAUGAUUUCAACUUUUCUUUCAAUCCGUUUUGGUCAGUCGCGGAUCCGAUCCGCGGAUCAUUUUCGGGAGUGGGUUUUCGGCUUAAAAUACUCAGCUGCGCGUAAAAAGCUCGCACAAAUUCAGUCAUAACUUUCGGGGCACAAUCAACCCAAAGUUGCUGCAAUGUUAUGCAUAUGAUAAUCAAAGGUGUGAUCUCCUUUGUGCGAUCAAUGUGGUGAUAAAACGUUUUUCACAUAACCAAAAUAAACCAAGUUUGGAAACACUGCUACAAUUCAUUCAUACAUUAGAAAGUUUCUUGAAGCACUAGACAAAGAAAGCACAAAGACUUUUUGAAGCACUAGACAACACCAAUAAUAGUCUAGCUUAUCAAGCAAUUCGUCCUUCUCUAAACAUGCAUAGUGAUAAAGCCUUGGCCAAACGACUCGAUUUUUCACUAGCUUCUUAUUCUUGACAUUUGAUCUCAAAAUCGAGCGAAGUCGAGCAUGGAUGGCCAAACGAUUGGAUUUUUCACUCGAUUUCUUGUUGAGCAAAAAAUCAAGUGAAAAAUCGAGACGUUUGGCAGGGGCUUAACUGGGUAUCUCAUGCCCGCGACCUACGGGUACGCUAUGGCAUGCAACAAUCGGAUACUCGUCCUAUUAUUAAAACCAAGGCCAUAAGUCAUUUUUAGUCAAAAGUAUUUGGAAGAUUGAAGGAACACAUAAAUGAAAGCAGAAACAAAAUUUUCACGCCUCAUUUAAAACAGUUUGCAAAUCUGAGUCUUACCUUGACUACAAACAAGAUUUUACAGUGAGAUGCAUAUUAGCAAAACUUAGGGUCACUGCUCAAAAUCUUUUAAUUGAAACAGGGUGUUUUAGUAAGAACAAAACUUCGAGAGACGAAAGGUUUUGCCGGCAUUGCAAAUCCCUGAAUAUUUUCGCAGUUGAGAAUGAAGUCCUUUUACUCUUAGCUUGCUCCCUUUUUAAUGAAGAACGAAACAUAUUUCUGCAAAAAAUCUACAGAAUUUUUCCAGAUACUGCCUCGUUGAACGAAUUCAACCUGAUCAUUUGGCUAAUGACCCAAGAGGAUUACAAAGCAACAAAACUUUCGGCCAAUUUCUGCAAUAGGUCGUUUGAAAAAAAAUCAAAUUUUUUAAGCAACCCUAAUAAUAUUUUAUUCUAAACAUUUACUUCUUUCAUGGCUGUAUCUUUUGCAGAAUAUUGUGCUUAGUUUUUCCAUAAUUGUAUCUUUGAACUAUUAGAUUUGUUAUUGUUGAAUAGUUUUUUUAAAAAAUCGCCAUAAAUAGCUUUAUGAUUAUAAGCAGGUAAGCAGUUAAGAGCCAUCUCGGCGUAGAUACUUGAUUUCCAAAAAAUGUAGCAACAGCAAUAAAGACCUCACCAAAAUCAUGUGCAUAAUUUAUGAUUUUGAUUAAUGAUUUGUUCUGUCAAUUUAGCAAUUUAUCGGUUUUGGUCCUUGGCCACUGUGAGCCGCCAUUUUUGAUUACCUUUUUCAGACUUUUGUACCCUAAGUGUACAUGACGGAUUAUUUUAUAUCUACUCGAAAUGUUAGUUGCGGUAAUUAAGUCUCGGUCGAGGGUUGCAAAGUAAAGAAUGUAAAUAAUGAACAGUGUAAACGUAAGUAGCAUUCUCGAUGUACCUUUAUAGUAAAAUGACACAAACAAAUCGGUACUUAUUUUUUCUUUGUUCGGUAUUUAUUUUUUGUCUUUUAAACUGUAAAAACAGUAGAAAAUGAUAAAUUUUAUUUUCUAAAUUCGAUACUCAUUCGAAUGAUAACAAAUGUAUUUAAUGAGAUGACUGAAACAUUGCACGAAAUUAGCUAGAAUGAGUCGUAAGAAUAUGUCCCUCCUGAAGUCUUUACGAUAUGCAAAAAGUUCUGUAUUUCCAUUCUUUCUUUAUGCGUGGCCAAAAUGGCUCAACGUUAUCAAAGACGAAGUAUUAACACGUUAGACUGGAUAUAAGCAAGCUAAAACGUUUCUGAGCUUUUAGGCUUUCAAGUUCCCAGAACCUUUAAUUUUUAUUUAAGAAGGCAACACUUUAGCAAAAUGUUGAUUUUCAAGGAGUUCUCCACUAAUAUUUUACAAAAUAAAGCAUCAAUUUCGUAGAAACACUGGAAUCCUGCGAAAAUUGCAGAGGCCUCAAUCCGUUUGAGACAUAUCGUAAAAUUCGUAAGCCGCAGUCGACAAUAUGGCCGCAAAGCCUACAAUCCCAGGCAAAACUGUUGAGACAAAAUAGAAUUUUUGCAAUUUUCUACUUUACGUUGCCCCUGUAAUUCCGAAUCCCCCCUUUCCCCGAAUCAAUGUGGAAUUUGUAGUUCUAUCAUUUCUCCUUCAAAAUCAUGCAUUCAAGAUUGAAUUGGGGGAGGGGGGGGGAGUAAUUUUUCAAAAGAGAGAGAAAAUAUCAACUUUCCUCGAAAAUUCUCAACAAUUUUUGUCCGGGAUUGUAGAACCCGUAAGCCGAAAAACCGUGAAGCCAUGGAGCCUCGGAACCGUGGAGCCUCGGAGACGCGAAGCUGCUAACCUAUAAUGGUCCCUAUCAAAGACAUAUAGACAUAGAGGAUAGAUUUUACAUUGAUAAAAGAAACCAGGAGCACUGCAAUGCGUCUAAAAAAGUUAUUUUUUAUUGUAUGCUUCCUCGCAACUUAAA
This is a messenger RNA of Rhopilema esculentum, 5240 nucleotides long. The record is from RefSeq and is a predicted model, not a curated record. Lineage: Eukaryota; Metazoa; Cnidaria; Scyphozoa; Rhizostomeae; Rhizostomatidae.